This is a messenger RNA of Symbiodinium natans, 1362 nucleotides long. The record is from the annotation of a GenBank genome assembly. Lineage: Eukaryota; Dinophyceae; Suessiales; Symbiodiniaceae.
AUGUCUUCGCCCAGUUGCCCAAGCGUGCCAGAACUCAGAGAUGCGCUGGCGAAAGCUGAAGCUAGCAGUGCAGUCAACCAGGACGGGACGGGAAGAAAAUCUUGCGACCUUGCGCACUUCAACGACCGGGAAGCCUACCGACAGGAGCUCGCGGAGCACUUGGCUGACGAAGGAACGACACCGGCCUCUGAGCCACAUCCUGGGGAGUCCAGCCGGUACGAGCGGCGUGAGCGGCGUGAGCGACACGAGCGACACGAGCGACAUGAGUUGGAGCGGAUCCAGCUUCGGAACCGGCUCAUGGCCGAGGAGUUGGAGGAGCACGAGAAGGAGGCGAGGGAGGCGAGCUCCCAGUCGCUGGCGGCCCACACGGUACGCAGCAGAGGGAAGUCGCAGAGCGAGGAUGGCAGGGCUUGGCUCCAAGAGCUGGAUCAGGAGCUUGCGGCUGUGAAGCUUGCUGAAGAGGAGGCGGCUGCGCGCCGCGGAAGGGAGGAGCGGCUCCUGGAGCGGGAGCUGACGCAGUUCGAGGAGUCGGAGGCCGGGAUGAUGAAGGCGAUGAGGCAGAAGCUGGAGGUGUUAAGUGAAAGGAACGAGAACUUGAAAGAAGAGCUCCGGAGCGAAGAGGCCAAGACGCGAGGAAAAACACUCUCCUUGGAGGCUGCGGUUGGGCAGCUACGUGCGGAGCUGAAAUGCUGGGGUACUGCGGGGAGCCCCUCGCAGGCGUCUCCAAUCAUUCCAAGCUUCCUUCGGAAGGCUAGCUUCUCCAGCGACCUCAGUGCCAGUGAGGUUUGGAGUGGCCGCGCCUCUAACAGCUCGGGCUCGGGCUCGAACCCCUCGAACCACUCCAAUUCCGGCUCAAACCCAAGCUCACAGCGCCCCAGUGCCACUUCUGCGCAGCCGCAUGCGCGGAAGGCCCGGCGCCGCCCCACCACGACUUUCAAGCCGCUGCAGCAGGUGGUCGCCGGGAAAGUGGUGGCUUCGACGGAGUUCGAGGACACCUCGCUGGCAUCUGGUGCCCUGCACUCUCUCCGGCAGUCUGUCUCGGGCCUAAUGGACGACGCGCUACUCCGUGUCGGUGAGCUGCUGGACUCCAGCGAAAAGCCACGGGUAAGCGGGCCGAAGGAGACGCCUAAGGCUUGCCAGAAGGAGAGCUCAGAGACACUGCCCGAAGAGAACGCCGAUGAUUCCAAUGCCAGUGAAGGCGCCGUGCAGCCAGGGCUUUCCGAUCUGUGGCAGUCGAGCAGUCGCCACCGGGAGAGUGCAUCAGCAGCUCUGGCCCACUUUGGUGCAUUGCUCCAACAGCAAGUGAACAGUGCAGCAGAGAUGGCUGUCACGGCUAUGCCCACCGUGUCAAGCGGCACCUGA